Messenger RNA from Drosophila arizonae, 1076 nucleotides. RefSeq names its product inositol monophosphatase 1. Gene Ontology annotation, molecular function: inositol monophosphate 1-phosphatase activity. The record is from RefSeq and is a predicted model, not a curated record. Gene Ontology annotation, biological process: phosphatidylinositol phosphate biosynthetic process; signal transduction; inositol metabolic process. Lineage: Eukaryota; Metazoa; Arthropoda; Insecta; Diptera; Drosophilidae.
CAUUUUGAAACUUUUCACAUUCGCUGAGCGCAAACGUAAUUUAAUUAAGCAAACUCAUUCGUCAAAUACACGUAAAAAAGCAGGCGUAGAAUGGCGGACAGCGUAGACUUGGGCAAAUGCUUUGAAAUUAUUAAUAAUCUGGUAACAGAGGCCGGUCGGUUGAUUGCGCGAAACAAUGAGACGCGUCAGGAGUUUGUGUGCAAAUCCGGUGAUAUUGAUUUGGUCACAGAAACCGAUCAGGCUGUGGAGAAGCUAAUCAUGGACGGCAUUCGCCAGCAUUUUCCGGAUCACAAAUUCAUUGGCGAGGAGGAGAGCAGCUCCGGUGGCGCAGUCAACAAGCUGACCGAUGAGCCAACCUGGAUUAUCGAUCCCGUCGACGGCACCAUGAACUUUGUGCACGCCUUUCCGCACUCCUGCAUUUCCGUGGGCCUCAAGGUGAAUAAGGUCACCGAAAUUGGCAUUAUCUACAAUCCCAUGCUGGAGCAGCGCUUCACGGCACGCCGUGGCCAAGGCGCCUACUACAAUGGACGCCGCAUCCAGGCCAGUGGACAGCGGGAGCUAAGCAAGGCGCUCGUCACCAGCGAAUUCGGCACCUCGCGCGAUGAAGAGAAGAUGAAAGUGGUCAAUGAGAACUUUGCCAAAAUGGCCAAACAAGUUCAUGGCUUGCGCGCGUUAGGCUCUGCUGCUCUGAACAUGGCCAUGGUGGCUCUUGGCGCUGCUGAUGCCAACUACGAGUUCGGCAUUCAUGCCUGGGACGUCUGCGCCGGUGACUUGAUUGUGCGCGAGGCAGGCGGCGUUGUCAUCGAUCCAGCUGGCGGGGACUUUGAUAUCAUGUCACGCCGUGUUCUGGCCGCUGCCACACCGCAGCUAGCCCAAGAUCUGGCCAAGGUGCUGACACAAUACCAGCCCCUGCCAAGAGAUGAUUAGUUCGGAAUCUAUCAGUCAAUGGGAGAACUCAACAAGACAUCUGCUCCUGAAGCCUAACCAAAUAGCAUUUGAUUACUAUUAAAAAAGUACCUUAAGGCAAUUCCAUUGUUAAUCGAAAUAAACCUGUUGAUCUACAGAUAUAUACUUAA